Molecule: messenger RNA, 3716 nt
Organism: Zootermopsis nevadensis
Lineage: Eukaryota; Metazoa; Arthropoda; Insecta; Blattodea; Termopsidae
Source: RefSeq, a predicted model, not a curated record
AGUCGGGAAAAAGUGAGCUCGUUAUUAUUUACGUUAUUCAAAUUGUACAAACGUCCCUUUUCUUCGUAUUUUGUUUGUUUUACGCGUUUCGUCAGAUUGUGGAAUAUUUCGUCCAUUAGAAAUUUGAGGGGCGCAUUCCUUGUUGCUCGGUUUCCUAAUCGGCGAUGUCCUCCGGUCUGCUUGCUGCGCGUAAUCAAGGCGGAGCGGAAAAGCACGUGUGACUCGUAACAUCAAAUCUCAUUAGCUUGCCCCGAAUGAACACAGGCUAAUUAUUACUAACAAGCUGGUGAUCAAGGCUGGACCAAGGCCAGCCGGUGCUUCAGCGCGGGUGACGAUCACAUGGGCCGUGGCUAAUGAGUGCGCUGGAUGGCGUUUGUGAAGUCCAUCGGCAGGCACCUCUACCUUUUUUUCUGCGAAAUGUUUUUACUGCAUGCGCCAAGUUAGUAGACAGAGCCACGUGACAUCUGUGGAUGAGAAGGGGAGGCGAGUUUAUAGCUGACAGCGAGCUAACAACUCUUUGUGUGUGUACAGUAAGCAUCGGGUCCGGAGGCUGACAAUACGUGUCUUCAGCGGUUUUAAGGCAACAAGGAGCUUCAGUCGCAUCGACUGUCUUCGUCUUCAGUAAUAAAACAGCACAAUUGCAUAGCAACCGGAAACCUGCCGCCUGAUUUGAGUGACUACGGCCUGGUGACAUUGUGUUCGGUGACGAGAGCACUUCCUGCUCCGAUCGUCGAACUCUCGACCGACUGCCAGAAACCGGGCGUAGCCUGUCAGCGAGAAUAUUCAAAAUUUCUGCGACUCUAGUGGCCAGUUUCGUUCGUCUUGUGAUCGCCUAAGAUUGGGCGAUCUGUAGACUCCGAGUGAAGUAUUUCCUGUCAUGGUUCAGCGAGAUUCAUAUUUGAUCCGUGAAUUUGAAGGCUUAGGACCAGUUCUUGUGUGUCGUAGAAAUAUUCGAUUUCGAUUUACAGAGAUCGAUACUCGGCUUUGCUCUCGAUUGAUAGUUGUCAAGGCGUAGAGCUGUGUUGCAUCGCUUUAACUCGUAACAAAACACAAACAGCUUUUUUAAAAAAAUUGUUUUUUUGUAACAUUUGCGUAAAUACUUUGUCUUGUGUGCGUUUCAACUAAUUUAGAAUUGUGGUGAAAAGUCGUAGCAUAUUCUGUAGAAAGGAAACACGACGCAUUUUAAAGAAUCUUCUACAAGGUGAAAGCGAAUGGUAAAUUGUGGACGGCGACCGUGUGUCCGUGGCAGCCACUUCUCUUGCUCAGGAGGACGAGAGUUUGAACAGGACGGCGGUGCAUCAAGAAGGCAGACGUGUUCGCAGUUGUCCUGUCUCGUUAAUAAGAAAACGUGCGAAGAUUCGUAGAAAAUAUUUCUUUGUUUAUCUGUGCGCAGAGUGCAACGAAAGAGAGCAAACUUUGUAUGAGGUCACGUCAUGGGAACGACUGAUUAACUUCCAAGGCAAAAUCUUUGAAUUCAAAUAAGCACCGUCGUCUGCCCGUAAUCCGAACUAACUCACGUCGAUGCUCUAAUAAUAUUGCCAUCUUGUGUUUGGUGCAUUUCCGGUUUGUCAGUUUAUGCGCCACGAGAAACGAGAUCUUAGUUCGACCUUCGUUUGUGUUUUGAACGAAGGUUCUGAUUUCGUGUGAAGUGACUUUAUUAUCGUCGUAUUAAUUGGUUUGCGUUUUCCGCAUUGCCGAAGCUUGAACUCGUGUUUUGACUGGGUAAACAUUUUAUCGUCUUAAAAGAAGAGGGUUUAUUUUUUUUCCCAGUUAUUGAAUUUUCAAGUGACUUGUCUGCGCGGUUUUACUCACGUGUGCAAUAAUUUGAAUUGAAUGUUUGAAGAAGACGACGUCUUGUUUUGCGUUCGCUAGAGACAGUGGGGCCUCUGCCGUUGAAGUGUCGAUACUGGACGGUGGAUGCAGACCUCGGUCUGCCGGCCCAGUCGUUUCUGUGCUGUUGCAGUCGAAGCUUACCGAGUAAAGUGCGUUCGCACUAGAAUCUCUCUUUCCAGAAUAACACUCGAAGUCGGCGUGGUUUGCAGUGAAGUUUUGCUUCGGUAAGAGAGGACGCGGACUGUUUUACGUUAGAAGAAUUUCUGAACACGGUUUGUCGAAGAGAGAAAAGUGGAUUUGCCAAGUUAUUUUGUGUUGUCUGCGUGUCGCUUAAACUUGGUCGCCGUUUGAACGUGGAUUCUGGACACGCGGAAGGACAAAUAUUUUUGUUGAUUUGUUGACAGCGAUGCAACACACUCGCACGUGAAGGAAUGCGACGUUCGCCGAGAACGUUUUGCACUUAGGAAUAUUUCGUCUAGGGCAUUUCGUUGUGAGUUGGUGACACUGGCGGGACGUGAUGUUGGCGGCCGUGCUCUAGCGACUUGCCUUCCGCUCUGAUUGCUCGUCGUCAGCGACAAUGACGUGAUUGUUGUCUUCGUGGAGUCUUGUCAACAAUUCAAACUGGAUCCGCCACUGCAGUACCUCCACCUCCACCGUCUGUCCACGAUCCUGGACUCCGAAGACGAGGAGGAACUGGACGAUGAAAGUUUGCAUUACGACUCGACCGCAACACUGCGUUGUCUCGCAGGACACAAUGGCCGGACUCGGUGCUGCAGAUGACGUCAUGAAAUCGAGCGACGUCGAUUCAACUGACAGCAUUUUCGCUGACGGACUGGGCGAGGAGCUGCUCAGUGCCAUGGAGUGCCCUGUCUGCAUGGAGUACAUGGCACCUCCCAUAUUCCUGUGUGAGAACGGCCACAGUAUCUGCGACCAGUGCCGACCGCAGUUGUCGGAGUGUCCGACUUGCCGGAGACCGUUCCUCCCGAACACACGGAACGUCGCUCUGGAAAGCAUCGCCAGCAGAGUGCAGUACCCGUGCCGAAACGAAGGCUGCUUCGAGAUACGUCCUCUGGAACUGGUCGCCCAACACCAGUCCGCGUGUCCUCGGCGACCUUUUCCGUGCCCUAUGGCGCAGGGCUCGCACUGCACCUGGAAGGGCCCUCUAAGUCUGAUCAAGAAGCAUGUCAUGGACUCGCACGGGCGGUACGUGAGGAUCGGAGCCGAGUCGACGAGCGUUCUGAACGACGUCAGCGACACUCCGGGGUACUCGCUGGUCAUAUUCGCGUUCGACCAGGUGUUCCUGCAGAAGAGCAGAAUGCAGGACUCCAAGUUCUAUUCGGCCGUCCAGUACAUCGGCCCGAAAGAGCACGCCUCAGGGUACAGAUACGAGUUCCAGCUGUCGACUGCCAAGGGGCACCAGAAGAUCGUCGUCGGCAACCUGGUGUACAGCAUUUGCGAGGACCUGCGCCAAGUCAAUCUGCACGGCAACUGCGUCAGGCUGGACCAUGACGUCAUCAAGCGAUACAUGUACGAGGACAAGCUCCCGUACAAACUGCGACUGUACAGGAUCGAGGAGGACGUCUUGUAGGCGCUGCGCUGCUUGUCGCCAGAAUGUGAAGACGAGAACUUCUACUUACCAAAGCAAUGAGUUUGUUUGCUGACGCCUUGGGUGAGCGAGUGGGAGUCGUCAGGUUCGCGUUGUACAGAUGCACGAAGACUGAGGAACCCGAGUCAUCUUGAAGUGAACUCGCCGCUGCCAUCUGUUCAACGUGCUCUUACCUUUAUAAUAUCAAGUUUCUGUUGUGUGUGGGUGAUCGAGGUACAUAGGAGGCGAAAUAAAUAAACAUGCUUACAAGUAGGUACAGUAAAUAGUGUUUGACGUA